Aspergillus ruber CBS 135680 is the source of this 261-nucleotide messenger RNA. Its product is annotated as ankyrin repeat domain-containing protein. The annotation marks the transcript as partial. The record is from RefSeq and is a predicted model, not a curated record. Gene Ontology annotation, molecular function: protein binding. Lineage: Eukaryota; Fungi; Ascomycota; Eurotiomycetes; Eurotiales; Aspergillaceae. The transcript has a single exon.
AGUCCGCUCCACAUGGCAGCUCAAAGGGGACAUAAUGGAAUCGUACGCAUGCUCCUCCAAUAUCACCCACUUUGUGAUGAGAGGGACAGCGACGGGGUAACGCCUCUGAUGCACGCCACCAUUGGUGGCUAUGAAGAUGUGGUGAGCUCGCUGCUGUCGCAUGGAGCGCGGAUCGGUAGCGUGGAUUGCCGAAACCGAUCGGUGCUUCAUUGGGCGGUGUUACAUCGACGGGAGGCUCUGCUCAAGAUGCUUUUAGCCUAC